GCCCGCGGGGCCGGGCAGCGGCGGGACGCGAGGAGAGCCGAGGCACGGGGCAUGGAGCAGUACUUCUCGGCCACGCAGAAGAUGGAGCAGGAGGUGAUGUUCCCCAGCCUGCUGCGAGGGGUCUUCCCGCAGGACGGCACCGACCCAGCCGCCGGCGGCCCCGCGGACCUGUAUGAGCGCUACCAGCUCCUCAAGGCCAUCAAGCCCGUGGUGGAGCGAGGCCUGGCCUCCGUCACCGAGCGUGGCUCCGCCGGCGACUCUGACUCCAACUCCGACGCCGACGACGCCGCGGCAUCAGCCGACGGGGCGGACGGCAGCCUGGAGCAGCGGCUGUGCCACCACCUGGCCGGACUGCAGCAGAUCCUCAGCCACCUCACCAGGGACACCACCGCCCUCACGCGCCGCUACAGCCAGAUCCUGGAGCGGAUCAGCCCCAGCGACGCGCAGCCCAGCUGGUGACCCCGCGUCCCCACGGAAGAGCCGGCGGUGCCGUUCCGCGGUGCCCCGCGGCGCUGCCCGGCUCCGCCGUCCGCUCCGUUCUCGGGCCUCGAACUCUCGCCGAGCUCGGACGGAGCCGCGCGGCGCCGGCGCCUUCGGGCUGGAUCCCGGAGCCGCGCGUCGCUCCCCUGUCUUUGCUAAUAAAAGGAACUCUCCGCA
Centrocercus urophasianus (Greater sage-grouse) is the source of this 657-nucleotide messenger RNA. RefSeq names its product thyroid hormone-inducible hepatic protein-like. Gene Ontology annotation, cellular component: cytosol. Gene Ontology annotation, biological process: regulation of lipid biosynthetic process. The coding region runs from base 52 to 459 and encodes 135 amino acids. The transcript has a single exon. The record is from RefSeq and is a predicted model, not a curated record. NCBI's taxonomy places the organism in Eukaryota, Metazoa, Chordata, Aves, Galliformes, Phasianidae.